Molecule: messenger RNA, 999 nt
Organism: Cicer arietinum (chickpea)
Lineage: Eukaryota; Viridiplantae; Streptophyta; Magnoliopsida; Fabales; Fabaceae
Source: RefSeq, a predicted model, not a curated record
AGUUAAAAGUGGGAAAAAAAGAGAGGACAUAAGUGAUUUCAUCAAAUAAUAACCCAAAGAUGAACUUUAUCUAAAAAAAAAUUAGAGAAUAGACGACAAAGGCAAGGGAAACUGUAAGAAGAAGAAAUCUUAAUCGAGAUCGCAAAAUACGCCAACAUCGUAACAACAUAUUGGAGUAAAGUAAUAAAUAAAUUGUUUCACUUCGAUUCAAGUCUCAGGUGGUGUUUGAGGUGUUAAUAACUAGAAUUUGUGACAAUGGUUUUGAUAAGCGGGAAUAACAAAAGGGUUGAACAACAAGCAAAUGAUGAGAGAACCAAAGCACAAGGUGUUACAGUGAACCACAAUUCACAUCAGCAAGGAAAUAAAAGCGUCGAAAUUGGACGUACCCAGAAUUUGCCCAACACAGUGUUGGCCAAAGGAACAACAACGACGGAUGAAUUUAAAUACGGGUUUCCAUCCGAAAGCUUAUCGACCACUUCAAAUAAAUGGUGGGGAUGUAGUGAUCGCAAUGAUCGUGUCGACACCAACCCAGAUGAAACCAAGAGUCAACCCGAAGAAAGCGGAGGAGAAGCUGUAAAGAUGGAAUGCGAAACUGAAAAAACCGAAAACAGUGAAGAAACUCCUGAAGGUUCAUCUGUGUUGAGAACUGUGAGGAAAAGAGCUGUAGAAGAAGGAAGAGAAGCAUUUAAAUUAGGCGUUUUUCGAGGCUAUGGUGUAAACAAGCUAGGCAAAAGGGAGAAAAUAUUGCUCCACCAAAUAUUUGGAUCUUCAUUGCCAAAGUCAUGGAUACAACAUACAUGACUUGGAGUUUAGAGUCAGUAUCAUUUCUGCUUGUUGUAUUGGUUACUUAAGCAACAACUUCAUGGGACAGUAUCUUCUUUUUUGUGAAUGAUGUAGUUUUUAUCUCUGGUAUUUUCUCUGGGAUGGUGUUUGGAACUAAUGGCAUGUGGAACUUUUGGUCUUGAACUUCCUAAUAUCUUCAUUAAGAGGUUGAUGAUA